Messenger RNA from Adineta steineri, 318 nucleotides. The record is from the annotation of a GenBank genome assembly. Lineage: Eukaryota; Metazoa; Rotifera; Eurotatoria; Adinetida; Adinetidae.
AUGUCAUCAUCAUCACCGAAAACAUCAGGGAAUUAUCAAACAAAUUUCUGCUAUCAACAACCAUCCUAUGGAAAUAAUGUUGGUCAAUAUUCAGUUAUACCAACAGCACAUCAUCAUCAUCAACAACAACAUCAACAGCAACUAGUCAAUAAUAAUGUUCAAUCACUUUCGCCAACAUCUCUAUCAAUUGUUUAUGGCAAUCAACAACAAGCGAAUGCAUCAAAUCUUAUUCAAGCACGUUAUCAAAAUGAACAAAUUCAUGAUAAAACUAAAACUCGUAUUUUUGUAUCAAAUUUAUCAUGGACGACCUUAAAUUAA